CCGUUGACAUUUGAUAUUUGUGAAUAUUAUUCGCAAGGAAUGACGCAAACGAGGUUUUGUCGGCUCUGGUUAUUUAUCCAAUAAAAUAAACACCAGAUAGAGGAAGCAUCUUUCUUCUCCAUCCAUCCAUAAUACAGAAGAGAAGAACUCUUCCCAAAUCAGGAGUAUGUUGGAGCUCUGAUUGAACAAACAAGAUUGACAGUUCAAGAUGGGGUUCAAACCACUGGUUUGGUACUGUAAGCCAGUGGAAAAUGGGGUUUGGUCUAAACUGGUGCAGAAUGCAUUUGGGGUUUAUACACCUUGUGGAAUGGAUACUUUAGUGAUUUCCUUCACUCAUCUUGUUCUUCUCAGUCUUUGCAUUUACCGGAUAUGGAAGAUGACAAUGGAUUUUACUGUUCAGAGGUUUCGGUUGAGGUCGAAUUACUACAAUUACUUUUUGGGUUUGUUAGCUGCUUAUUGUGCUGUGGAGCCAAUGGUUAGGUUGGUCAUGGGUAUCUCAAUUUUGAAUCUGGAUGGGCAGACUGCGCUCGCUCCGUAUGAGAUGCUUUCUCUUGUCAUUGAGGCUUUUGCUUGGUGGUCUAUGCUGGUUAUGAUUUGCCUAGAAACUAAGAUCUACAUACGCGAAUUUCGUUGGUACAUCCGAUUUGGUGUUAUAUAUGCGCUUGUAGGGGAUGCCGUUAUGGUGAAUCUCGUUCUCUCUGUGAAAGAGUACCAGAAUCUGUCCAUUUUGUACCUAUACAGCAGCGAAGUUUUCUGUCAGGUGCUCUAUGGAAUUUUCUUGUUAUUUUACGUACCUAAUUUGGAUCCAUAUCCGGGCUACACACCGCUAAGGGAAGAGUUCGUUGAAAACACAGAGUAUCAAACACUUCACGGGGAAGAGCAGAUUUGUCCGGAGAGGCAUGUCAAUGUGUUUUCCAAGAUAUCUUUCGCAUGGAUGACACCACUCAUGGAACAAGGAUUUAGAAAGCCGAUAACUGAGAAGGAUGUGUGGAAGCUGGAUACAUGGGAUAAGACCGAGACACUGAAUAGCAAGUUUCAAGACUGUUGGUUAAAGGAAUCUCAAAAAUCUAAACCAUGGCUGUUAAGAGCACUUAAUAGUAGCCUCGGGGGAAGGUUUUGGUUUGGAGGGUUUUUUAAGAUUGGCAAUGAUCUUUCUCAGUUUGUGGGCCCAGUUAUAUUGAAUCGUCUAUUAAAGUCUAUGCAAGAAGGGGAACCAGCUUGGAUUGGUUACAUCUAUGCCUUUUCAAUUUUUGUCGGAGUGUCCUUGGGGGUUCUUUCUGAAGCACAAUAUUUUCAGAAUGUCAUGCGUGUGGGUUACCGGCUGAGGUCCACGUUGGUUGCUGCCAUAUUUCGCAAAUCAUUAAAAUUGACGCACGAAGCGCGUCGGAAGUUUCCGUCUGGAAAAAUUACCAACUUGAUGACCACAGAUGCUGAAUCUCUCCAGCAAAUAUGUCAACAGCUUCACAGUUUGUGGUCAGCACCAUUUCGAAUCAUUGUUGCUAUGGUUCUUCUAUAUAAUGAACUUGGUGUUGCUUCUUUGUUAGGCUCAUUGGUGCUACUUUUGAUGUUCCCUUUACAGACAUUCGUGAUUAACAAAAUGAAGAAGCUCACUAAAGAAGGUCUACAACGUACAGACAAAAGGAUUGGGCUCAUGAAUGAAAUCUUGGCUGCAAUGGACACUGUCAAAUAUUAUGCCUGGGAGUGGAGUUUUAAAUCGAAAGUUCAAAAUGUUCGUGAUGAUGAGCUCUCAUGGUUCCGCAAAUCGCAAUUACUAUCAGCGUUGAAUCGUUUCAUCCUCAACAGCGUUCCUGUUGCGGUGACAGUUAUAUCCUUUGGGAUGUACACUUUGCUUGGCGGGGUCUUAACACCUGCGAAGGCGUUCACAUCACUUUCACUGUUUGCAGUGUUGAGAUUCCCCUUGUUCAUGAUUCCCAAUUUGAUAACGCAGGUUGUAAAUGCAAAUGUUUCAUUAAAACGUCUGGAGGAACUUUUCUUAGCUGAGGAGAGACUUCUUCUACCAAACCCACCUCUUGAGCCAGGCCUUCCAGCCAUAUCAAUAAAGAACGGAAAUUUUUCUUGGGAUUCAAAGGCAGAGAAACCCACAUUAUCGAACAUUAAUUUGAAUAUACCGGUGGGUAGCCUUGUGGCAGUUGUUGGCAGUACCGGUGAAGGAAAAACAUCACUCAUAUCAGCCAUGCUUGGGGAAUUACCUCCUACAACUGAUGCAGAUGUUGUUGUUCGAGGAACCAUUGCUUAUGUUCCACAAGUUUCAUGGAUUUUUAAUGCGACCGUACGCGAUAACAUAUUAUUCGGUUCUCCUUUUGAAGCUUCACGCUAUGAAAAAGCUAUAGAUAUGACUGCCUUGCAACAUGAUCUCAACAUACUCCCUGGUGGUGAUCUCACAGAGAUUGGUGAGAGGGGGGUGAAUAUUAGCGGUGGGCAAAAGCAACGAGUUUCCAUGGCUAGGGCCGUUUACUCCAACUCUGAUGUAUAUAUAUUUGAUGACCCUUUAAGUGCUCUAGAUGCUCAUGUCGGGCGCCAGGUUUUUGAUAAAUGUAUCAAAGAAGAACUAAGAGGAAGAACCAGAGUGCUUGUUACAAACCAGCUUCAUUUUCUACCACAAGCAGAAAGAAUUCUCCUGGUUCAUGAAGGUAUGGUGAAAGAGGAGGGAACUUUUGACGAACUUAUCAACAACGGUGUAUUAUUUAAGAGGCUAAUGGAAAAUGCCGGCAAGGUGGAGGAACAUGUGGAAGAAAAGGAAGAUGAGAAACCUGAGCAGAAGGACUUAAGUUUGGCUGGUAAUGGCAUGGCAAGUGAGAUGCCAAAAAGUGUGAGUCAAGUAACCAAAGUGGAAAAAGGCAAGUCUGUUCUUGUCAAGCAGGAGGAACGUGAGACAGGUGUUGUCAGUUUGAAAGUUCUGAUGAGAUAUAUGAACGCUUUAGGAGGAUUUUGGGUAGUUAUGAUACUCUUUACCUGCUAUGUGUCAACUGAAGUCUUUCGAGUUAUGAGUAGUACAUGGUUAAGUGUUUGGACUGAUCUAAGCACCCCAAAGAUCCAUGGCCCAGGUUUCUACUGUCUGGUUUACGCAAUGCUAUCCCUCAGUCAGGUACUUGUAAACUUGGCAAACUCUUACUGGUUGAUCAAAAUAAGUCUAACUGCAGCCAAAAGGUUGCAUGAUGCAAUGCUCAACUCUAUCUUAAGAGCUCCAAUGGUAUUUUUCCAUACCAAUCCAGUUGGUAGGAUGAUUAAUAGAUUUGCAAAGGAUCUCGGCGACAUAGACCGCAAUGUUGCUGUGUUUGUAAAUAUGUUUCUGAACCAAGUAUUCCAACUUCUUUCAACUUUUGUGCUGAUUGGCAUCGUGAGCACCAUAUCCUUGUGGGCCAUAAUGCCGCUCCUGAUCUUAUUUUAUUCAGCCUAUCUAUAUUACCAGAGCACAGCCCGUGAAGUCAAACGCUUGAGUUCCAUAACUAGAUCUCCUGUCUAUGCACAAUUUGGGGAAGCGUUAAAUGGUCUAUCGACCAUUCGUGCGUACAAAGCCUAUGAUCGAAUGGCUAGUAUUAACGGGAAGUCUAUGGACAAUAACAUCAGGUACACCCUCUUGAAUAUGAGUGCAAACCGCUGGCUCGUUAUCCGUUUGGAAUCACUUGGAGGCUUGAUGAUUUGGUUGAUAGCAACUUUUGCUGUCAUGGAAAAUGGACGAGCAGCAGAUCGCGUGGCAUAUGCAUCUUCCAUGGGUCUGCUUCUCAGUUAUGCUUUAAAUAUUACAAACUUGUUGUCGGGAGUUCUUAGAAUUGCCAGUGCAGCAGAGAAUAGUUUAAAUGCUGUCGAGCGUGUAGGCACAUAUAUAGAUUUGCCUUCAGAGGCGCCUACCGUGAUUGAAGAUAAUCGAUCCCCACCUGGAUGGCCUUCUUCAGGAUCGAUCAAGUUUGAAGAUGUUGUCUUUAGGUACAGGCCUGAACUUCCUCCAGUCCUUCAUGGAUUAUCUUUUGCAGUUUCUCCUUGUGAGAAGGUUGGAAUAGUUGGGAGGACUGGGGCUGGGAAAUCUAGUAUGAUCAAUGCUUUAUUUAGAAUCGUGGAACUUGAAAGUGGCAGAAUCUUAAUUGAUGGUUCUGAUAUUGCAAAAUUUGGUUUAACUGAUCUACGUAAAGUUCUCGGGAUAAUUCCACAAUCACCAGUUCUCUUCUCAGGAACUGUCCGGUUUAAUCUUGAUCCUUUUGAUGAGCACAAUGAUGCUGACCUCUGGGAGGCUUUAGAGAGAGCGCACCUUAAGGAUGUCAUUAGAAGGAAUUCUUUAGGUCUUGAUGCCGAGGUUUCUGAGGCAGGGGAAAAUUUCAGUGUUGGCCAGAGGCAACUGUUAAGUCUUGCUCGAGCACUACUACGGAGAUCCAAAAUACUUGUUCUUGAUGAAGCAACUGCUGCUGUAGAUGUUAGAACUGAUGCUCUUAUUCAGAAAACUAUUCGAGAAGAAUUCAAAUCAUGCACCAUGCUCAUUAUUGCUCAUCGAAUAAAUACAAUCAUUGACUGUGAUCGUGUUCUCCUUCUUGAUGCGGGCCAGGUUCUUGAAUUUGAUACCCCAGAGGAUCUUCUGUCAAAUGAGGGGAGUGGUUUCUCUAAGAUGGUGCAGAGUACAGGUGCUGCAAAUGCGGAAUACUUGCGAAACUUAGUCGUUGAUAGUAAAGCAGCAAAAGAAGAGACCAAACGUCAAGAUGGGCGUAGAAGAUGGUUGGUCUCUUCCCGCUGGACAUCUGCUGCCCAGUUUGCUCUUGGAGUUAGCCUCAGUUCUUCAUACAAUGCUCUGGAAAACUUGGAAAUCGAAGACGAUAACAAUAUCCUCAAGAGAACUAAGGAGGCCGUCAUCACUCUGCAAGGAGUUUUGGAAGGAAAGCAUGAUAAAGCUAUUGAAGAGACGCUAGAUCAAUACCAGGUUCCUAGAGAUAGAUGGUGGUCAGCUCUCUACAGAAUGGUUGAAGGUCUUGCAACGAUGAGCAAGUUAUCUCGCAACAAGUUGCAUCAAUCAGAUGAUGGCUUUGAGGAUAGACCGAUCAAUUGGGACCAUUUUGAGAUGUAGAUAAUAUAAGGUAAUUACUAAUUACUAAUUUUGACAUCUCUUGGAAUAGCAUAACAUAAUUUGUAACAUCUUAACUUUAAGCCAAAUUACAUACGGUAUAGAAGGCGUCAAUACUCAUGUACACCUUGGUAGGCUGCUUGACCUCUAGCAGUCCUGCUCGGGUACUCAUUCUUAGUUGUAGGUGCUUUGCCAUCACUAAGGGUACGCGUAAUGGAAUUUGUACAUUUAACUUCUUCAGGGGUGGCAUAUAUUUGCACCUAAAUUUAUGUAAGAAAAGGGCAUGGCAUCAUUGGUGCUUGCAAGUUUAAAACUUUGGUUGUGGGUAUCAGCACUUCAGCGCUCUAGAAUGUAAUUCUUAUUCUUCCAUAAUUGUAGCAUACAAAUAUCAGAACAAACUAGAUUUUGUGCCCGUGCUACGCACCGGACGGACCUGAAAUCAUAUUUUUUUUGUUUUAAACA
Messenger RNA from Papaver somniferum (opium poppy), 5527 nucleotides. RefSeq names its product ABC transporter C family member 2-like. Gene Ontology annotation, molecular function: ABC-type transporter activity; ATP binding; ATP hydrolysis activity. The transcript is spliced from 28 exons. Bases 209 to 5068 code for a protein of 1619 amino acids. Gene Ontology annotation, biological process: transmembrane transport. Lineage: Eukaryota; Viridiplantae; Streptophyta; Magnoliopsida; Ranunculales; Papaveraceae. Gene Ontology annotation, cellular component: membrane. The record is from RefSeq and is a predicted model, not a curated record.